Messenger RNA from Larimichthys crocea (large yellow croaker), 1942 nucleotides. RefSeq lists its product as uncharacterized. The transcript is spliced from 6 exons. Gene Ontology annotation, biological process: response to bacterium. The coding region runs from base 381 to 1439 and encodes 352 amino acids. The record is from RefSeq and is a predicted model, not a curated record. Lineage: Eukaryota; Metazoa; Chordata; Actinopteri; Sciaenidae.
AGUAUGAAAAGGAUGCGGUUACAUGAAACCACUUCCUGUUACGCAUUAUACAGAACAGUUUGGAAACUGUGGUUCUGAUCUAUACCUGAAGUGCCAGGUCUGCUGAAACCUGAACCUGAAAUUUGGUCAUCUCAAUGUGAUCUGUCAGGUCCAAACUAACACAGCAGCAAUAAAUAACAACAGUUCAGUGAAGACUUAUGUUUGUGACUUGAAGCAACGUCUGGUGGAAAUGCUACUGUGGUGUCUGUUGUGACCAAACUUAUUUGAUUUACUAAGCAGCCAAUCAGGUGAGGCUGGAUGAAUACGGUGAACCAAUCAAGUACCUGACAGUUUGACAUGUUUUCAAGUGUCACUGUCACUUUUGCAAGUCAACUCGGAGGAUGGAGACACAAGCCGAGAAGCUGAUGGUGUGCCUGUUAAAUAUUUCUCUGCUCUGGCCUGUAUGUGAGGCACAGUUAAAUGAAAUCUCUCAGACUGCUUCUUUCCAAGCAGUGGAGCGAGGACGCACGGUUACUAUUUCAUGUCGCAUCAAUCGUGACAUAAGAACGAGGGUAUGGUGCAAACUAAAUCCUGACAGGAGGCUCCAAAUGCUGGCUUUAACAGAUACUUUUUUUAAUAUGACAACAUAUCCAGAGCAAUCACAGCGUUACUCAGUACAGUCUGACAGAAUAAGCAGUCAUCUGACCAUUUCUGCAACAACGUGGCAUGAUGUUGGCACAUACUACUGUGGAGUGACUGACUUUAACGAACUUCAGUUCGGACAAGGAACCUUUCUGAUGAUCAAAGGUGCAAACAUGAUCAGCGAUUCUGUCGUCCAGCAGCCGGAGACUCAGUCAGUCCAGCCUGGAGGCUCUGUGACUCUCAACUGUUCUGUUCGCAUUGUCCACUGUGCAGCAGAACACACUUCUGUCACGUGGCUGAAAAGCUCUCAUCAUUCUGCCCCGCAAAUGAUUUACUCCUCUGGAAUAAAGAACCACACCUGUCAGUGGAGUGAGAGUGGAGAAACUACCUGUGUGUUUAACCUUCUCAUGAAGAACCUGAGCUCUGAUGAUGCUGGAACCUACUACUGUGUUGUGUCUUCAUGCGGACAGACACUGUUUGGAAACGGGACCGGGAUUCAUGUUCACAGAGACUCAGCCGAAUCAGCUGAUUUGAGUCCAGCUCUUAUUGCACUGAUGCUGUCAAACAUCCUUCUCGGGAUGGUGACACUUCUACUUGUAUGGACUCUCUGCAAGAAACAAAAGAAAGAUCCCACAGCAGCAUCAAGAUCCAGCAAUGAAUCUCUUGAAGGCAGCCAAACUGGAGAUGGUGUUGUCUAUGCAUCAGUGUAUUCAGGGCCUCGUCCUGGCCCCAGAGCUUCCUCCUGCAGACCAGCUCCGGUGAAAUACAAUCCAGACAUGUUAGUUUAUUCUCAUGUCAGGUACAAGCAACAGGACUGACAGAAUAAUGCAGUGCAGAAGAAGAGUUACUAGUGGAUGGGACAUCAUUUUCAUGCGUGCUGCACAGGAGAGAAUCUCUCUAAUUCUCCCUCACCGUGGAUGGCAUACUUUUCUUUUUUUUUCCCAGAAAUUACUUGUUGAAUAAAAAUGUGUGUUAUAAAGAGAUGCUUUUAUUUUUUUUGAAAUGUAUUUCUUUCCUUGUGCAUUACACUGUACUUUCAUCAUCACUUGAGAUAACUCACAAAAGACUUGCGUAAAGCAAAUGACUCAUUUUGGACAAAUAUGAACAGUGAGUGUCUGACAGCAUCAGUAUUAUAUAAUAAUUAUUAUAAUAAUGGUUUGUGUUAUUUGUGUUUGAAUGAAUUUGUGUGGUGUUAGACUUCAGCUUAUUUACCUGAAUAGCUCCUUGUGAGUCAGGCCAUUUAUUAAUAUGAAUAGUUGAUUAUCUUCUCAGCUUCACAUUUCAAUGUUGUGCUUUUAUUGAAAUAAAUAAAAAUAAACAA